UUCUCCCCUCAAACAAUCUCUUGCACCUCGUCGCCUCUUUCUUCGCCACCUCUGCCUCGCACAAACAGUCCCUUGCCUUCACCCAAGGCGACCCGGUCCUCUAAACGUCUGAGAAGGAAGCGCGCACGUGCCACUUUUUCGCCUUGGUCCGUGCUCACGGAAGGUUGAAUUGGCUUCACAGGAGCAGGACCAUGACGACCUACUGGCGAUGCGACCUCUCUCGGCCCCUGGCCGAGUUGUUCACCUAUGAUCUUGGAGCUGGCGGCUGGGGAAACAACGAGGCGCAGGAGUACACAGACUCGCCCGAGAAUGCUUUUGUAAGGCUCGAUGGCGACGGCGAUGGCGAGGGCGUCCUGGUGGUGCGCGCCUGUGCCCGCCCCGACGGCAAGGUGACGAGCGCGAGGCUGAUCAGCCGGCAGACGCUCGAGCGGCCCAGGGGCUACGUCUCCGCCAGGAUCGUUGUUCCGUUGGCACCGGGGAUCUGGCCGGCCUUUUGGGCCCUCCCAAAGAAGCCUUUCAGUUGGCCAUACGACGGCGAGGUUGACAUUGUCGAAACAUGGAACGCUCUUGAGCACAACGGCACGAGCUUUCACAACGGACACUACGACGGCAAAGACUGGGACAAGCAUCGCGUACUCAAGACCCCGACGGCUAACAUGGACCGCAAGCCAGGCCAUUGGUAUGGCUUUGCCUGGGAGGGCGACAGCGAGGGUGCUCGGCUCCUCUGGUUCACCGACGGGUGCCCCACCAUGAGGGCCACGGUGCCGGCGGGCACCCGGUCAAUGCGGGACUUCCAGGUCAUCAUGAACAUUGCCGUCGGUGGAAACGUUCAGCCGGGCAAGCUCCCCCCCUUUCCCUCUGAGCACGACCUUGAGAUACAAGAUCUCGCCAUGACAGACGAGCCACCAGGAGGCUGGGGAAAGCCUUUUGACGACGCCUGGGCUGCUGCAAAGGACGGCAACACCAUGUGAUGCUUUGUUUAC
Acaromyces ingoldii is the source of this 983-nucleotide messenger RNA. Its product is annotated as concanavalin A-like lectin/glucanase. Gene Ontology annotation, biological process: carbohydrate metabolic process. The record is from RefSeq and is a predicted model, not a curated record. The transcript is spliced from 2 exons. NCBI's taxonomy places the organism in Eukaryota, Fungi, Basidiomycota, Exobasidiomycetes, Exobasidiales, Cryptobasidiaceae. The coding region runs from base 192 to 971 and encodes 259 amino acids. Gene Ontology annotation, molecular function: hydrolase activity, hydrolyzing O-glycosyl compounds.